Xylona heveae TC161 is the source of this 1271-nucleotide messenger RNA. Its product is annotated as RNA polymerase II subunit A C-terminal domain phosphatase SSU72. The coding region runs from base 201 to 1073 and encodes 290 amino acids. Gene Ontology annotation, molecular function: RNA polymerase II CTD heptapeptide repeat phosphatase activity. Gene Ontology annotation, cellular component: mRNA cleavage and polyadenylation specificity factor complex; nucleus. NCBI's taxonomy places the organism in Eukaryota, Fungi, Ascomycota, Xylonomycetes, Xylonales, Xylonaceae. Gene Ontology annotation, biological process: termination of RNA polymerase II transcription. The transcript is spliced from 3 exons. The record is from RefSeq and is a predicted model, not a curated record.
GAGAGAGAAUCUGAACCUCAUCUCAUCAAUCAUUCUGUAUCGCCCAUAGAUUCUCUCGAGUUCUCAAGCAGCUCAAGUCGGACAGGUAUGGACGACUAUAAUUGCAAGUGACUUUUGAGACCAUAUUGGCAUCUUAUGGUGCCUUUUAUCAUCCCAGUCCUCUCACUGAUCGUAAAUUUCAUCUUGGUUGGGUGAUCGUGAUGUCGUCAGACCCUAGGCUGACUCGGGCUGGCUCUCGAACUGCUACCCCGACUCACCCGCCUCCCCCUCCGCCCCCUGUAGGGCCUGCACCAAUUGUAUCAUCCGACGGAGGGGUUGAUGGCACGCGCAUUGAUGGCAGCCAGCCUGUUGAUGCGAGCGGGCAAGACAAUUUCAAGCUGAAGUUUUGCACUGUCUGUGCAAGCAAUCAGAACAGAUCGAUGGAGGCACAUUUGCGACUUUCAGCAGCGCAUUAUCCGGUCGUGUCAUUUGGGACAGGCUCGCUAGUCCGUCUACCAGGCCCUACCAUCACACAACCGAACGUAUACGCGUUCAAUACAACAAGCUACGAUAGCAUGUACAAGGAAUUGGAAGGCAAAGAUCCGCGCUUGUAUCGGGCCAAUGGGCUAUUGAAUAUGUUGGAGCGCAAUCGAGGUGUCAAGUGGGGGCCCGAACGAUGGCAGGACUGGCGAAUCGGUGUGCCUCGACUGAAUCACCAGCAGGACAGGGGCAGCAUCGGCGUAGAGGGUGGAGUGGUUGACAUUGUCAUUACUUGCGAGGAAAGAUGCUUUGAUGCUGUCGUCGAUGACCUUCUCAACCGCGGCUCCCCUCUCAACCGGCCGGUGCACGUGUUCAAUGUGGAUAUCAGAGACAAUCACGAAGAAGCACUGGUCGGUGGCAAGGCUAUUCUGGAUCUUGCAGAUUCUCUGAAUCGUGCAGCUGCUGAGGAGCGUAUUAUUCACGGAGAUAGUGGAUGGGAAGAAGGCAAUGGUGCGAGCCGCACAAACUUUGAUGAACGAGUGCCCGAGAUUCUCGGAGAUUGGCAAGAACGAUGGCCGCAAAUGCCUGCACUCUGGACGUUAGCAUGGUUCUGAGAUACCUAUUUUCUAUCGGGUGCAUUAAUGAUUUGCUUGCUCCCCUCUGUCCAGACUUGGGAUGCAUCGGUCCGGGCGUCUGGCGUUUUUAAAAACAUGUUGUAGCAAAUCUCUCUCAUAGUCUGCUUUAGGGUCAGGUGUCCCUCGUUCGGAAGAUGAUCACUGAUUAGGUCGCCUGGGACGAGCGGCUACGGCUAU